This is a messenger RNA of Striga hermonthica, 1284 nucleotides long. Lineage: Eukaryota; Viridiplantae; Streptophyta; Magnoliopsida; Lamiales; Orobanchaceae. The record is from the annotation of a GenBank genome assembly.
AUGGAGAGCCUCGAAAAAAAGCUACAAGAAGCAGCUUUGACGGGGAACGUCGAUUUACUGCAGACUCUACUGAACGAAGACCCGAUAAUUCUCGACAGAGUUUCGUUGAACCAUUCAUCCGAAACUCCUCUGCAUGUAGCGGCCAUUUUAGGCCAUGUCGAUUUUGCAAAGGAAGUCAUAAGGAUAAAGCCUCAUCUCACGAGCGAGGUCAACUCACAGCAAUCGACUCCUCUGCAUCUGGCAUCUGGUAAAGGGCACGUCGACGUAGUACGGGCCUUGAUAAGUGUUGACCCUGACUCAUGCACGGCCCGUGACAAGAACGGGCUCACGCCUCUUCAUUUGGCAGCUGUCAAAGGCCGGGUCGAGGUGCUGAAAGUGCUGCUUGAGGCGAAAGCCGAUGCGGCCCGACUUAGAGCGUAUAGAGGAGAAACUGUCUUGCAUUUGUGCGUAAGAUAUUACCAGUUGGAGGCUUUGAAGCUUCUUGUGAGGGCUAUUGAGGGGCCCGAAUUGGUGAACGCUAGAGAUGAUGAUGGAAAUACUGUCCUGCAUUUAGCUGUGGCGGAUAAGCAAGUUGAGACGGUCGAUUUCUUGACGAGUGUUCGCGGACUGGAAGUGAACGCGCCAAACCUCAACCGAAUGACGCCGUCCGAUAUCCUAAUCCGAACAAAAACGGACCCUCUUAGGGACCCGCAAAUUCAAGAAUGCCUCGGAAAAGGCCCCACGCCCGCCGCUCGAAACCCAUCGGGCGGGACCCGGGCGGUGCAGCACGAGCACUGGCUAGAGCAAAAGCGGAGCUCCCUAAUGGUGGUGGCCUCCCUUAUUGCGACCAUGGCUUUCCAGGUCGGGGUGAACCCCCCGAGCGGGGUGUGGCAGGACGACGGUGGGCCCCACGUGGCCGGGUACGCCAUACUGGCACGCAACUACCCGAGGUCUUACGUGAGGUUCUAUGGGGUCAACACGACGGGCCUCGUAGCCUCCCUAAGCAUCAUAUUGCUGCUCGUGAGCGGGCUGCCCCUGCGUCGAAGGCUCUUUGUGUGGGUCCUCAUGGUGAUGACAUGGGUCGCCAUCACGGCGGUCGCGCUGGCAUACGUGUUUGCCAUAUUUGCGCUCACACCAACUGAGCAAGAGACGUCUAUCCUCUACGUGGUGGGAUGGUAUGUCAUCGUGUGGGCCGUCCUCAUGGCCCUGCUCCUCAUCAGCCACACCCUUCGACUGAUGGUCAAGCUGUCGGGCGCCCUGCGCCCGACUAGAAGAAGGAUGAUGCUCGCGCCGCAGGCUGUUUAA